Sclerotinia sclerotiorum 1980 UF-70 is the source of this 204-nucleotide messenger RNA. RefSeq lists its product with no specific name. The record is from RefSeq and is a predicted model, not a curated record. Lineage: Eukaryota; Fungi; Ascomycota; Leotiomycetes; Helotiales; Sclerotiniaceae. Bases 1 to 204 code for a protein of 67 amino acids. The transcript has a single exon.
AUGACUAUAUAUUAUAUCAACAAGACUAGUACACUCACUCGUGGACACCUCGUGACGCAAAUUACAAAGAAGAACUUCGCCUUGACACUGGUUUCAGCAAAAAAGACAGAGGCUGUUACCCUCAUGAGCACAGAUGUCGAGCAAAUCUGCGAUUUGAUUGUAGAAUUGCACGAGUUUGCCACAGCGAUCCCUGCUGUUGCAUGA